This is a messenger RNA of Carassius auratus (goldfish), 1919 nucleotides long. RefSeq names its product calcineurin B homologous protein 2-like. The record is from RefSeq and is a predicted model, not a curated record. Bases 200 to 784 code for a protein of 194 amino acids. Gene Ontology annotation, molecular function: calcium ion binding. The transcript has 7 exons. Lineage: Eukaryota; Metazoa; Chordata; Actinopteri; Cypriniformes; Cyprinidae.
CGUUGUAAUCUGUGUAAACAGAGCUUGUAUUAUUCUGAGCAAGCCCAGGCAAAAGCAACGGCGUAUGCGAAAAUUCCGUUAACAAUUUGUAAAAUCAGAUUUUUAAUGUCGUGACUUUUCAGUUUUCAUCCAUUUCUGCUCUCCGGUUCUCUGCAUAUGGGCUAAAUGUUCGAAAGCUGCCAACACAAAACUAUAUAAAAUGGGUUCGACGAGCUCCACCCUAUUAAAAAUUCCAAACGCCGAGGUGUUGAUGCAAGAAACGGGCUUCUCGCCUGCCCACAUUAUCCGUCUCCAUGAUCGCUUCAAAGCCCUGGAUAAAGAAGGACGGGGUUAUCUCUGUCCCCAGGAUUUUGGAGCCAUAAAGGAGCUGGCGAUGAACCCCAUAGGAGACAGAAUAAUAGGUGCCUUCUUCUCCCCAGGGAAGGAAACGGUGGACUUCAGCACUUUUGUGAAGAUCCUGGCUCAUUUCCGCCCUGUUGACAAGGACCGACCCAAAGAGCCCAAUUCUCCCGAACCCAUCAAUAGCAGGAGCAACAAACUCAAAUUUGCAUUUCAGUUGUAUGAUCAAGACAAGGAUGGCAAGAUUUCCAGAGAUGAGCUUUUAAAGGUUCUCCGGGCCAUGCUCGGGAUGCAGGUGACAGAGGAGCAGCUGGAGAGCAUAGCAGACCGCACUAUACAAGAAGCAGAUCUAGACCGGGAUGAAGCAAUAUCCUUUGAGGAGUUUCGUAAGUCUCUGGAGAAGGUCAACAUCGACCACAAGAUGAGCAUUCGGUUCUUGCGUUAGACUUGAGCAUCAUGGGAAAGCUUGUAUGCCUCUAUCUCCAAGCUUCAGAAAAUGGAAGGAAUAUCCCGAAAUGAUCAGGACAGUAUGACGGGAUCUGUGUUUGUCUGUCUAACAGGAAUUUAAUGCACUGGUAAUGUCUGCACAAAAACUGCACAUUGACAAAUAAUUUACAAUACUGGAGAAGUUUGGAGUUGGUUAGAUGGGUAUUCUGUCAGGAUGCAUUAAAAUGAUCAAAAGUAAAAGUGUCAGGAAAGACAUUUAUAAUGUUACAAAAAGAUUUGUAUUUCAAAAAAAUGUUUAUUUGGCAAAGAAUCUUGAAAAAAUGUUCCUACAAAAAUAAUGAUUAGCUGAUGAUAAUUAUUAUUACUGAUAAUAAAAAUAAAUGUUCAUUGAGCUGCGAAGAUGCAUAUUUGAAUUCUGAAGGAUCAUGUGAUAUUGAAAAUAGCUGCUGAAAAUGCAUCUUUACAAUCGCAGGAAAUUUUAAAUUACAUUUUAAAAUGUAUUAAAACAGUUAUUUUAAAAUUAUAAUAAUAUUUCACAUUAUAACAGUUUUAUUUUUGAUUAAAAAAUGCAUCCUUGGUGCGCAUAAGUGACUUCUUUCAAAAACAUAAAAAAAUCUUACUGACCAUGUAGAUUUUUGCAUUAUGUGGCUUGAUGAAUUAAUUUUCUAAAUUGAUUGUUUAAUUUUGUAUACAAUUAUAACUAGUAGGAAAGAGUUCAUAAUAAUGCCCAGUGUUGUCUUAUGUCAACAUAUGUGGAGAAUUUUGUGCCAAUCUCAAGGUAAGAUUUCUCAUAUCUGAAGGUUUAUUAGAUGUUUACGCUUCCAUCUCAGUAGAUUUUAAACAUCUUGGUUGCAUGGUGCUUACCAUGCAUUUUUAAUAAUUCUCUUAAUUUAUCUUAAUUCCUGAUAAAAACUGGAUUUUUUUUUUCUGAAUUCAAAUCUCAAAAAAUGUGUUAUUCUUUCAAUGCCGCUAUGCUUCUUGCCAUUUUACUUACAAGUGAGAAGAAAGGCUACCUCACCUUACUUGCACUUAUCCAUGCUGUACCAAAACCACUAAAAAAGAGGGCUUUUUCAUCUUUGUAUGAAAUUUAACUGACUUUUAAUAAUGAUAUUAAAAAUUAACUUUGCACAGGA